Messenger RNA from Caretta caretta (loggerhead turtle), 1328 nucleotides. It is a transcript of the gene DHRS7, whose product is annotated as dehydrogenase/reductase 7. Lineage: Eukaryota; Metazoa; Chordata; Testudines; Cheloniidae. Gene Ontology annotation, molecular function: oxidoreductase activity. The record is from RefSeq and is a predicted model, not a curated record.
GGGCUCUGCGCCGCGGCGGGCCUGGAGCAGGGCGGGGGGAAUGGGGGCGCUCGCCCAGGCUGCGGCUGCCCUUGGCCCUUCAUAAAUCCCCAGGGCUUAGCGGGCCCCGCCAGUGCGCUCCGGCCAUGGAGUGGGCCGUGCUCCUCCUGCUGCCCGUGGCGCUCUGCGCGCUGCUCUACCUGCUGGGCCGCUGGCUGCUGGGCCUGGACGGCGACCUCACCCUGCUGUGGGCGGAGUGGCGGGGCAAGAGGCCAGAAAAUGAACUGCCUGACAAGGUCGUCUGGGUGACAGGGGCCUCAAGUGGAAUUGGAGAAGAGUUAGCUUACCAGCUAGCAAAGAUAGGGGCUCUAGUUGUGCUUUCUGCAAGAAGAGAGAAUGAAUUGGAAAGGGUGAAACAGAAGUGUCUUGAGAUCUCCAACUUGAGCAGUAAAGAUAUCCUUGUUUUGCCCCUUGAUUUGACUGAUAGAAGCUUCCAUGAAACUGCAACUAAAACCGUUCUUCAGCAUUUUGGCAGAAUUGACGUUUUGGUGAACAAUGGUGGACGUUCCCAGCGCUCCCUGUUUGUGGAUACGAAGGUGGAUGUCUAUGCUGCCAUAAUGGAACUUAAUUACCUGGGUACAGUCUCCUUAACUAAACAUGUCCUGAAUCACAUGGUCCAAAGGGAGAAAGGGAAGAUUGUAACUGUGAGCAGUGUAAUGGGCAUCAUGGGAGCCCCCCUCGCCACGGGAUAUUGUGCCAGCAAGCAUGCCCUCCAGGGUUUCUUUAAUUCUCUUCGGCCUGAACUUGGUGAAUACCCAGAGAUAAUUAUUACCACCAUCUGUCCAGGACCUGUCCAAUCCAAAAUUAUACACAAUGUCUUUACUGAAGACCUCUCAAAGUCACUAGAAAACACCGGUGAUCAGUCCCACAAAAUGCCAACUGAUCGCUGCGUUCGGCUUACAUUGGUCAGCAUGGUAAAUGAUCUGAAAGAAGCCUGGAUCAGCGAUCACCCAUAUCUAGCAGUCUGCUACCUUUGGCAAUAUGCACCCACCUGGGCAUGGUGGCUUAUGAACAAGAUGGGCAAAAUAAGAAUACAAAACUUCAAGCGUGGAGUGGAUGCUGAUGUCUCCUACUCUCAAAAGAAGAAAGCUUGAGGAGAAACCUGCACAAAACCCCACUAAACCAAACUAGUAACUGUAGCUGGGGGAGUGUUCUGUCCUCUAUUCAUCUUUGCAAGUUAAGGCCUUUUUUAAUUAUUCCUUAUUUUUUUUGCUAUCAUGUAACCUGACAACUGCAACCUAAUGUGAUUGUAAGAACAUUUAUUGAAUAAAAGCAUGUCUCUAAACAUA